AUGUUAUCAGAAAUUGUAACACUCUCGCCCAUAAAUCUAAUUUUAUUACCCAUAAUUGGAUUGUUAACCUACAUUGCAAUAUUUUAUUUUCGUUAUUUUAAUCGAACCAAUCCAUUACCUGGUCCGAUACCCUUACCAUUUAUUGGCAAUGUACUACAAUAUCCCGGAGAUGCUGGAAAAUGGGCAAAUCAAUUACAAUUAAUAUACGGCGAUAUAUUCGAAAUUUACUUGGGAACUACAAGAACCAUAUGUUUAUGUCGAGCAAAUCUAGUAGAAAAUUUGAUGAAGUCCCAAUGUUACUUACGCACACCACCAAACGAUGGAUUGGAUGAAUUUGGUGUGAGCAAUAAAGGAAUCAUCUUUAACAGGAAUUAUGAUGAUUGGUCGUAUCAUCGUCGGUUCCUGCAAAAAACAAUCAUGACACCCAAAGUAGCCAAAGAGACUGUCGAAUCCACUCAGGUUUUAUUCCAAGAAAUGGAAGGAUUUUGGAAACGAUUAGGUGAUGAUAAGGAGAUUGAUUUUGCUGGAUGGAUUUCUCGAUUAAGUUUUGAGAAUAUGGUACUUUUGACCACCACGUUAAGGAUAAACUCGAUUACAAAUUAUUAUAAUGAAGUAAAUCCACAAGAUCAAAUUGUUGAGCCCGAGGGAACCCUUUCAAACUCGUCAACUUAUAUCAAUUGCGCGAAAUCAUUCUUUGAUGGUGCCACGUUCAACUUACUCACCCCAAAAAUAUUAAGACAUUCUCCGGGCAUAAAAGGAACAACAAAGUACUUGUUGAGUCAGAAAAAUUGGCUAACCACAAACCUUUUGGGAAUUAUUAAAGCAAGAAGAGCUCAAAUUGAAAAUUCAACGGAAAAAAUUGACACUCAUGAUAUUCUUACUCAAUUCUUGACCAUUAAUACCGAUAAGGAUGUCACCCAAAGUAUUGCUGAUGACAAACAUCCAGGGAGAAUGAGUGAUGAUGACGUUAGAGCUAACAUGACAGAAAUUCUUGGAGGUGGAUCUGUCACAACUCCAAGCACAAUUUGUUUUGUUGUUCAUUAUUUGGCUCAAUAUCCUGAAGUUCAAAAACGAAUGGUACAAGAGUUGGAUAAUGUGUUGGGAAGUGAUCGUGAUAGUCAAUUCACUCUCGAUCAAUUAAAUAAGCUUGAAUAUACCGAAGCAGUUCUCAAAGAAGUUUCACGUGUAUUUCCUUCUGUACCGGUCAAUUUCCGCGCUAUCUCACAACCAGAUGAAAUCGCUGGGCACAAAUUUCCAGCCAACACACAAAUUUUAAUUCAUAUGGAAGGAAUUCAUCAUCAUCCAUCCGACUGGCAAGAUCCUGACGUUUUCAAUCCGGAUCGAUGGUUAAACAUCUCUUCCGGUUCAACUAAACGAAACAAGAAUUCAUUUUUGCAAUUCGGAGGAGGUGCACGUGUUUGCCCAGGAAGAAGUUUAUCUUUGGCUGAAAUAAAAUCUGUAUUGGCUUUAUUGUAUCGAAAGUAUGAUGUUGAGCUGGUGGAUAAAGCUGCUCCACUGAAAUAUCAUUAUAGCUUUAAUAGACAGUGUGAUGAACUUAAAAUAAAAAUUAAACCUAGAAGUUUAAAGUGUUAG
This is a messenger RNA of Funneliformis geosporum, 1593 nucleotides long. The record is from the annotation of a GenBank genome assembly. Lineage: Eukaryota; Fungi; Glomeromycota; Glomeromycetes; Glomerales; Glomeraceae.